AUGGAGAAUCGACCUCUUAGGACCCUUCCCGGUCGGCCCAGGACAAGUCAAAGGCAGGUGGUAACCCGAUUUGGCAUCCCGGAGAUCGUUAUAUCGGAUAAUGGGACACAGUUCACUGACAAGAAGUUUGCAGAAUUUCUAACCGGCUUGGGGAUAAAACAGAAGUUCUCCUCAGUUGAGCAUCCCCAGACAAAUGGACAAGUGGAGUCCGCAAAUAAGGUUAUCUUAUUAGGUCUCAAGAAGCGUCUAGAUAGCAAAAAAGGCGCAUGGGCCGACGAGCUCGCCUCGGUCCUCUGGUCCUACCGUACAACCGAGCAAAGUUCCACAGGAGAAACCCCCCUUUCGCCUAACAUACGGAGUCGAUGCGGUGAUACCCGUAGAGAUCGGCGAGCCAAGCCCGCAGUUACUUCUCACAGGAGUAGAAGAAGCAGUAGACAAAGAUCUGGUAGAUGA
Arachis ipaensis is the source of this 453-nucleotide messenger RNA. The record is from RefSeq and is a predicted model, not a curated record. Lineage: Eukaryota; Viridiplantae; Streptophyta; Magnoliopsida; Fabales; Fabaceae.